This is a messenger RNA of Cylas formicarius (sweet potato weevil), 2472 nucleotides long. It is a transcript of the gene Spg7, whose product is annotated as paraplegin. The record is from RefSeq and is a predicted model, not a curated record. NCBI's taxonomy places the organism in Eukaryota, Metazoa, Arthropoda, Insecta, Coleoptera, Brentidae. Gene Ontology annotation, molecular function: ATP binding; ATP hydrolysis activity; metalloendopeptidase activity. The transcript is spliced from 9 exons. Gene Ontology annotation, biological process: protein-containing complex assembly; mitochondrial protein processing. Bases 63 to 2384 code for a protein of 773 amino acids. Gene Ontology annotation, cellular component: membrane; m-AAA complex.
CUUACCAAAAAUGUUCUAUUCGUAUAACCUAAAAACUAAAAAAUAUGAAAUAUAUAUGAAAAAUGUUUAGAAUUAGCAAAUUUAACACUUUAGUGACCAACGUAACAAAGCAAAAUUUUUACAAAAAUGUUACUCGUAGUGCGGCCUUGCCAGUUAACAGAUCAAUUCUAAUUUCAAAAUUUCUGUCGCUCAAAAAUGCACAAAUCAUAACCAGGGAGUAUUCAGCAGUGUGUUGCCUGCUACGACGAUCGGGGGUAAAUGAUUUAUCUAAGUUUACGAAACAGGUUGCAGCUGCAAACUUAUUUCAUACCUCGCCAAUAAACAGCCAGGACCCUUUUCGACCCGAUCCGGAUCGUAAGCCAGACAAAGAUGACGACGAUAAAGAUAAAAUUUCAGCAUUGCUGGCCAAAGCAUUUUUGUGGAUGCUCACUGCUUAUAUGGUCAUUGCUAUUAUUUCUUUAAUGUUUCCCAGCAGCAACCAACCAGAAGUGAUUCGAUAUGUCUCGUGGAAUGAAUUUUUGUACCAUAUGCUAGCAAAGGGCGAAGUGGAACAAAUUAUUGUUAGGCCAGAUAUUGAGAUAGUUACUAUUGUUCUUUAUGAUGGAGCAGUAUUUAAAGGAAGACGAAUAGACAACCGAACAUUUCAUAUGAAUGUUGUUGAUAUAGAGAAAUUUGAAGAUAAAUUAAGAGAAGCUGAGAGAAGACUGGGAAUUAAAGAAGGUGUUCCAGUUAUAUAUGAGAGAGGAACAGAUUCGGCUGGGAAAUUGUUGAUCUCUUUGCUGGUGGUGGCCCUAUUAAUAUCCCUUCUAACUCGAAGCAAAAGUAUUCGCCCACCUUUGAGUAUGGACACAUUCAGUCAACUGGGCAAAGCCCAAUUCACACUAGUCGACCCACUAAUGGGGCAAGGUAAGGGAGUACAUUUUAACGACGUAGCUGGCCUAAGAGAAGCAAAACAGGAAGUUAAAGAGUUUGUUGAUUACCUAAAACGCCCGGAAAGGUACAAAAGUUUAGGGGCUAAAGUUCCCAAAGGUGCUUUACUGUUAGGCCCUCCUGGCUGUGGCAAGACACUUUUGGCCAAGGCAGUAGCUACAGAGGCCAAUGUGCCAUUUCUAUCAAUGAAUGGCAGUGAGUUUAUUGAGAUGAUUGGGGGGUUAGGUGCCGCCAGAGUAAGGGAUCUUUUCAAAGAAGCAAGAAAACGUGCCCCCUGUAUAAUAUACAUCGACGAAAUCGACGCCAUUGGUCGAAAACGUAGCGGCACGGGGAGCAUGGAAGGGGUCAGCGGGGAAGGCGAACAAACCUUGAAUCAGCUUUUGGUGGAAAUGGACGGAAUGGCCACCAAGCAGGACGUUAUAAUGUUAGCUUCUACUAAUAGGGCCGAUAUUUUAGACAAGGCUCUAUUGAGGCCCGGGCGGUUCGAUCGACAUAUCCUUAUAGAUUAUCCGGACUUGGUGGAGAGGAAAGAAAUAUUCGAGCAACACUUGAAGGGCAUCUCACUUGAACACAGCCCCGAGACUUACUCGAAGAGGUUGGCGUUUCUGACGCCAGGAUUUAGUGGCGCUGACAUCGCGAAUGUUUGCAACGAGGCUGCCCUGCAUGCGGCCCGUACGAAACAAAAGGUCGUCACGGGAGCUAAUUUGGAAUACGCCGUCGAGAGACUAGUGGGCGGAACUGAAAAACGGUCCCACUCGAUGUCGCCACAGGAGAGAAGAGUCGUCGCCUACCACGAGUCGGGUCACGCCCUAAUAGGGUGGAUGUUGGAACACACGGAUGCUCUUCUAAAGGUCACGAUCGUUCCCCGGACAAGUUUGGCUCUCGGCUUCGCCCAAUACGUGCCGAAAGAUCAAAAGUUGCACAGCAAAGAGGAGCUGCUCGACAGAAUGUGCAUGACGCUCGGCGGCAGGGUGGCCGAGUCUUUAACGUUUAACAAAAUCACGACCGGGGCACAGAAUGACCUUGAAAAAGUCACCAAGAUGGCGUACGCGUGCGUCAAAGAGUACGGCAUGAACACUAACGUGGGCUUGGUCAGUUUUCCGGAAUCGGAAACCAAGGAGCUCGGACGUAGGCCCUACAGCAAAAAGUUCGCGAAUUUGAUCGACUUUGAGGUUAGGAGGUUGGUAUCUCAGGCGUACCACAGGACCGAGGAAGUGCUGAAGACGCAAAAGGACAAGUUGGAACUACUGGCCGAAACUUUGCUGAAAAAGGAGACGUUAAAUUACGACGACGUCGAGAAGUUGCUCGGACCGCCCCCGUUUGGUAAAAAGAAUCUGAUCGAUCCCGCAGAUUUCGAGGAAUUGAUUAAGAGGGGCGGAGACGAUCGUUCGAGACCGUCGAAAGAUACGGAGGGCAACAGUAACAGCAAUAGUCGGACGCCAGCCACGGCGUAGAAGGACUUUUCUCCUGUAGAUUUUAUUAAAAUUGAUGAUUUAUUAAAACACUAAUGUACUUUGGCGCCUUUUUUAUUGGUAUCAUAAA